AGAAAAGUGAAUAAAAAGAGCGCAAGUUGUGAAGAUGGAUUCAAGCGUGCAAAAAAGUCAGCUUAUAUACACCCACCGCCCCAACGAAACCAAACAAUUGAGAAAUAAAAUUUGAAUUUCCCCCAAAUCACAUGAAUCUGUAAAGAUGGACGCCGUGAAGCGCAGAGCCGUGAAAACCCUAGUGGGGAAGCUCACCUCCGUGUCGGAGCAGACCCGCACGGAGGCCAUCUGCGAGCUCCGGCUCCUGUCGAAGAACGACCCCGAGACCCGCCCCCUGAUCGCCGACGCCGACGCCGUCCCCCUGAUCGCCGAGUCGCUCUACUCCCCGUCCCCGAUCCUCCAGGAGAACGCCGCCGCGGCGCUGCUCAACCUCUCCAUCUCCUCCAAGGACCACCUCAUCUCGUCGCGCGGCGUCCUCGACGCGCUCUCCCACGCGCUCCGGCACCCGGCGACCCCCUCCGUGGCGCAGUGCUCGGCCGCGGCGAUCUUCAGUUUGCUGAGCGUGGAGUCGUUCCGGCCGAUCAUCGGGCACAAGCGCGACAUCAUAUUCGGGCUGGUGGAGAUCGUGCGCGGGCAGGGCUCGGCGGCGCGGUCGAUCAAGGACGCGCUGCGGGCGCUGUUCGGGGUGGCGCUGUACCCGCUCAACCGGGCGCAGAUGGUGGAGCUCGGGGCGGUGCAGGCGCUGUUCUCGCUCGUGGUCAAGGACGGGAGGGUGGGGCUGGUGGAGGACGCCACGGCGGUGAUCGCGCAGGUGGCGGGGUGUGAGGAGAGCUGGGAGGUGUUUCGGAAGGUGUUGGGGAUUGAGAUGCUGAUGGAUCUGCUGGACAAUGCGACGGGGUCGAGCGCCCGGACCAAGGAGAAUGCGGUGGCGGCGCUGCUCAAUCUGGUGCACUGUGGAGGGGAGGAGGUGGCGAGGGACGUGAGGGGGAAGCUGGAGCCCAGGGUGCUUGAGGGGAUUGGGGAUAUUGUGCAGACCGGGAGCGACAAGGGGAAGGCCAAGGCAAGCGCCUUGUUGAAGAUUCUUGAUGCUUCUUAUUGACCCUUUUCCUCUAAUUAUCUUGUUUUCUAGAUACUUGUUCAUAUCUUCUGAAUUCAAUUCGGAUUUUGUUGUUUGUACAUUCUUGUUAUUUUAGAUGGACUUCUUCUUGUGAGUUGAAAUUUGGAAGACAUGAUCUUUUUCUGCGCACAA
This is a messenger RNA of Salvia hispanica, 1189 nucleotides long. RefSeq names its product ARM repeat superfamily protein. The record is from RefSeq and is a predicted model, not a curated record. NCBI's taxonomy places the organism in Eukaryota, Viridiplantae, Streptophyta, Magnoliopsida, Lamiales, Lamiaceae. Gene Ontology annotation, molecular function: protein binding.